CAAAAACCGCGGCCUAAGCAGCAAAGCACAUUGGUCGCUCGAUUGGGGCCCCAUCGCUCCGCCCUGGUUGCGACCAGGCGGGGACAUGUCGGUACAAGCAUGCUUUACGCUAGUUUUCACUGUAAUAUAGUUUCCAAUUUAACCUGCUCUUUAGAGUAUGAAGCCCUGGUACCCUGCUACCCUGACUCGUGGCACAGCAACCCCCCGCUGUGUCCUCGUCGCUCACGAACGGCCGCAGCACCAGAAGGGCAUCACGCUCAAGGCAUUGCCACCAGAUGCCGCGGCGCCUGUGCUGGAAACGCGAGCAACUUUAAUCUUAGCUGGAAUUCCCGACAAGCACGUUGAUGCCAUCCUCGCCAAUUUUAUCCCUUCGAAGUCCAGCGUUGCAACUAAGCAGGACAUCAAGGAGCUGAAGGAGGAGCUGAAGGAGGAGGUGAAGGAGCUGCGGCUCUACCUGUUUCUCCUGAUGGCGGGGAUGCUCCUGAGCGUCACGCCGGAGAGUCCGCUCGGGACCAUCACCGCGGGUCUCUGGAAGGUGGUCAAGCCAUAAGAACACUGGCACCACCUGCUGCUACCUCCCGCGAAAGCUGACGGUGUUGCGGGAGGACGACUUAUUCCGCCCGGACCACCCAAGAGGGCCCCGGCAGCGGCGUCCAAGGCCGGAAGCGGUGCCAGCAUACGUGGUUUUGCAUCAACUUCAAUAACGGACCUGGAGGACAGGCGGCGCUUGCUGCUGCUGGCGUGUCUUGAGGAUGUGGAGUGGCAGCUGGGGACGAGGACCUGAUGAGUUAUGGCAUC
Messenger RNA from Chlamydomonas reinhardtii, 798 nucleotides. RefSeq lists its product as uncharacterized. Lineage: Eukaryota; Viridiplantae; Chlorophyta; Chlorophyceae; Chlamydomonadales; Chlamydomonadaceae. The coding region runs from base 158 to 550 and encodes 130 amino acids. The record is from RefSeq and is a predicted model, not a curated record. The transcript has 2 exons.